Cotesia glomerata is the source of this 301-nucleotide messenger RNA. RefSeq names its product cytochrome c oxidase assembly factor 4 homolog, mitochondrial. Gene Ontology annotation, biological process: mitochondrial respiratory chain complex IV assembly. The coding region runs from base 63 to 269 and encodes 68 amino acids. The record is from RefSeq and is a predicted model, not a curated record. Lineage: Eukaryota; Metazoa; Arthropoda; Insecta; Hymenoptera; Braconidae. The transcript has 2 exons. Gene Ontology annotation, cellular component: mitochondrial intermembrane space.
GGUUAUUAUUAUAUUUUAAUUAAAUUUAAUGUAAUUAAAUGAGGUAAAAUAACACGUGUAUUAUGUCGACUCAAGUUAAAAAAAAUUUACAGGAAGAAGAUAUUGAAGAUCCUGUUGAACGCAUGUUGAAAAAAACUGGUUGUAUUGAAUUACAUUAUGACGUUCAGGAAUGUAUUGCUGCUACUCAAGAUUGGCGUAAAUGUCAAGACGUAGUGCAGAAAUUUAGAGCCUGUAUGGAAAAGCAUCAAAAGGAAAGAUCCCAACAUUGAAAAUAAUAAUAAUUGCUUUAAAUAUGGGUCAG